AUGCCACCCAAAAAGCUGAACCGCACAACAUCCCAGCAAGAGAUCCCCUCGUCCGAACUCGAAAAAAUCGCCCAAAAAGGCGAUUCCCCACAGACAAAACUCCAGGAAGCAGCCACCGCCGCCGAACAAGCUCUCGCCGCGCAGAAAACUGCUUCAUCGCUCCGGCAAGCUGCUGCGACACUUAAAGAUCCCGCGAAACGCGAACAGUACCUUACAGACGCGUACAACAAGGAAAUCGAAGCCCAUGGGAAUUCGAAAAAAGCACGCGUCCUUACGUCUGGCGCGUUCCAGGGCGGCGUGGGUGGCGCGGGUAUAGGAGCUGCUACAGCCGCGGGUCUGGGCACGGUGGUGGGCACGCUUGUUGGCACCGUGACUGCGAUACCCGCGACGGCGGUUGGAGGGCUGGCUGGAGUUGCUACAGGAGCAAUGCACGGGCCGUGGAUUAAGUUGGGAAAGAUUGGGAAAGAUGGCAGGAUGGGCGAUGGCAAGGAGAAGACUGAGAAGGGACCUGAGAUGGCGGAGGAUCCGGGCGAGGAUGAGGACAUGGUGCCCAAUCCGGAGGUGUUGAGGGAGGCGGCGGGGAAGAUUGGGAACAUGAAUGGCAGUGCUGGACAAGAGGAGAAGGACACAGACAAAGAGAAUCGAGAGCCGAAGGAGAAGAAGAAACCGAGGAAAUUGGAAGUCAGGAGUAAACAGGCACAAGCUGCCUGA
This is a messenger RNA of Parastagonospora nodorum SN15, 711 nucleotides long. RefSeq lists its product as hypothetical. The record is from RefSeq and is a predicted model, not a curated record. Bases 1 to 711 code for a protein of 236 amino acids. Lineage: Eukaryota; Fungi; Ascomycota; Dothideomycetes; Pleosporales; Phaeosphaeriaceae. The transcript has a single exon.